AUGAGGACUGAAAGGGCUCGGAGAAGAGAAGACACUCAGGCUCGCGACCCCCGCAGAGUCUUCGCACUACAACAAUUGGCUCCUAGAACACAUGGGAGUGUCGAGGUUGGAAUUCCAAAGCCACGCCUUGCCUAUGAACUAGCAGACAAAACAUUAGCAAGGUUGCAGAGCUCACCAUUCGUUCUGAUAAUGGAGAACGCACCAUUACCCUCAGGCUUCCAUCAGCCUAAAUUCACAACUUAUGAGGGGAAGUCAGACCCCUACAUGCACUUGAGCCAUUUUCGCCAAGUUAUGGCCGUGUAUCGACGAAACAAGCCCUUAAUGUGUAUCAUGUUUCCGUCUAGCCUUGGCAACAUGUGUUUAACAUGGUUUGAAAGGUUACCAGAAGGUAGUAUAGCUUCAUGGGCACAACUAGCAGAGGCAUUUGUAACCAGAUUCAGAAUAAACACCAAGACGCCAGUGGAGAUUAACCAGCUUCUCUCCAUCGACAUAGGCGAGAAAGAAACGUUGAAGUCUUACAACAAUAGGUAUUGGGAGACCUUCAACCAAGUAACAGAUUGUCCUACCAACCUAGCUAUUGCACAGUACAAGCAAGGUCUGCUAUUGGGUCAUAAGUUGAGAGAUUCAAUGACAAUGACACCGCCUCUUGCUAUGAAGGCCCUGAUUGAGCGAGUGCACCAACACAUCUUGGCAGAGAAAGAUGGGAUGCACACCAAGGCAAAGUUUGAUACAAACAGCGAUGUCAGAUAG
This is a messenger RNA of Camellia sinensis, 750 nucleotides long. The record is from RefSeq and is a predicted model, not a curated record. Lineage: Eukaryota; Viridiplantae; Streptophyta; Magnoliopsida; Ericales; Theaceae.